Molecule: messenger RNA, 1011 nt
Organism: Xenopus laevis (African clawed frog)
Lineage: Eukaryota; Metazoa; Chordata; Amphibia; Anura; Pipidae
Gene: ppp1r11.S
Product: protein phosphatase 1 regulatory inhibitor subunit 11 S homeolog
Exons: 3
Coding region: 190-549 (119 amino acids)
Cellular component (GO): nucleus
Molecular function (GO): protein serine/threonine phosphatase inhibitor activity; protein phosphatase 1 binding
Source: RefSeq, a predicted model, not a curated record
UCAGUUGUAUGCCACGACUUUAGCUGCCAAAUUUCAAUAGUUCAUAUGAAGUAAAAAGCACAAAGUAAAAAGCGACAGGUUAACCGGAAGUUGGCAUUCUGGACAGGAAGCUUCAAGCAGUGAUUGGAAGCACAUCCAUUCCACCCUGUUUAUAGCUAGACGCGUUGAUUAGUGCAGUGUGAGUUUACCAUGGCUGAAUCCUCCGGGCCGACGUCAGGGGGAGGAGCCACCUCGAGCACAGUGACCACCGAGAGCGAAACGCAACCGGAGCACCGCUCUCUGACACUGAAGCUGCGAAAGAGAAAACCUGAUAAGAAGGUGGAGUGGACGUGUGACACCGUAGACAAUGAAAACCUUGGUCGACGAUCAUCCAAGUGCUGCUGUAUUUAUGAGAAACCAAGACCAUUUGGAGAGAGUUCAUCUGAAAGCGAGGAUGAAGAUGAGUGCUGUGACAGUGCUCACUGUAUCCGUGGCCAUAAAAAGGCAACAUCUGGAUCCAAAGAGACUCCCUCUUCACAUCAUGACAAAACUGUCAGCAUGCAGCAUUAAGGCAGCAAAGAGAAUGAGAGACCAGGCUCCUUUGCCAUUAAUGAUGUCAAAGAAGGGUGAUGUCUCAUGCACCAUUUAACAAGCUCCUUUGGUUAUGGAGAGAACAACAAGCAUAAUAGUACUGUCUCUGUAUUGGCCAACAUGAACUGAAAGUGACUGUCUCUUAAAUGUACUUAAAUGACUCUAAAUUAGUAAACGGGCCUAAAAGUACAAGCCUGGAAAGAGUUGUAAAGCCUUCUCUACAUUAUCACAGAGACUGCUGCAGAAAGGAGACUUUGCUUACAGAACAACUUUUAACAAAAUAUAUUAGCAAUGCCCAUCCUUCUGCCUUCCUCCUGUUAAAGGAACAGUAACACCAAACAAAUUAAAGUGUUUUAAAGGAAUGGCAAUGUAAUGUACAGUUGCCCUGCUGGUGUGUUUGCCCCUUAAACUCUACUAUAGUUCAUAUAAACAAGCUGCUGU